AUGACAAAGUACAACGUCAAACGUAAGGGUGUGAGUGUUGUAAUAGAGGAGAUAAAGCAAAGGGUUAAGGCUAAGGCUGCAAAAGUGAAGAGGUAUGACGACAGGGUGCAUCACAGUUUAUCUACAGACGAACUGCAACGUUACUUUGGCGUGAACAGUCAUGAGAAGGCUCCUGAGUACGAGAUUGUGUAUCCUGAAUUUCUAACCACUGAUAGCAAGCGUAAUAUCGGCCGUAGUGCAAUCGCCACCUCAUCGUUGGAGCUCCAAAUUGGUGCGUUUGGGCAGACAUUGGAAUUGGCAUUGGAACAAGAUGGCAGCUUUAUCAGACCAGGUCUCGUGGCUGAAUACAUAAGCGAGGAAGGGACCAUCACUGUACCCGUCCGAUCUGACUGUCUGUACACCGGGAAAGUCAAAGGAGAAUCUACGUCACUCGCAUCUGUUAGCGCGUGUGAAGGUUUGAUUGCGAUGAUUAAUCACGCUGAUGGACCCACAUACAUCGAACCACUUGAUGAAGAACAUGCCAUCAAAAGAGACGUAGGGCGUGGUCUUCCACAUAUCGCUUACAAACGAAUGCCGGACACAGGCGCUUCAUGCCCUGUCACAGGAGCUGAUUUUUCCGUCGAAGAUGAUGAUGACGACAAGAUUGAUGAUAUCAGUACAAAGUCAACUAAAUAUCUGGAACUUGGUGUCAUCGGCGACUCUGAGUUGUAUUCACUUCGAGGCGGAAACACCGCCAAUUGUCUGACGGCACUUUUCAAUGCAGCGAAGAACGUGUUGCAACUCAGUUCACUGGAUGCAUCUAAUACCAUGGAACCCAAGCUGGUGACUCUGAAGGUCUUUACGAGUGCUGAGGCUGGUUUGGUGACCUGUCCAGAUGCACUCAAAUCCUUGCAAACUGCACGAAUUUGGCAACAUAACAACAACCCGCCAUCAUCAUCACUAGCACAUUGGGAUAACGCGGCUAUCGUAACUGGAUGGGAACUCGAGUCUGGAUCAACGCUUGGAAUAGCAUAUGUAGGUUCAUGUGGCGGCUACUCUUCGGUAUCGGUCACCUCCCUGCGUACUCUGGCUGCUACCGACGUGCUAGCCCAUGAGAUUGGGCAUAAUUUAAACAUGCAACACGACAGUGACGGAAAUGGAUGUUCAUCCAGUGGAUACGUUAUGGGAGCUUACGUUAAUGACCACCGUGAUGAACCGAGCUGGUCAACGUGCAGUAAGAGCUACUACGACAACUUCGUUGGGAGUCGAACUUGCUACAACGAUUCUUGAUUCACCUGGCGGGAAGCAGUCAGCGAGCAUCAUUGCAAGUGCUACUGUAAAACCAUGAGUUGCAGUCGAUUUGAUGUGAAUGAAAAAACACUUAAGGUCAUCGUUGUUUAAUAAUAAUGUUUUAAAGUUGUGCAUGGUUAGUGUUUAAUUUAGAUGGUUAUUAUGUUUGAAUCGGUGUGGUAGAAGAUUAUGUCCCCAAUGCGGCGAAUCGUGUGGAAAUUUCGUCCGAUAGCGCCCUCUUUUGGCUUAUGAUUGUCAUGAUCUAUACGCAGCUUGGACUGGUCUCCUGUUUAAGGACAGAAUAUUGGUUUUAUACAGAACCGGCGAUAUCAUUGGAUACAACGUACAUGUAUUAUAGUACAUGAACAUCAAUAUAAAUAUGUUUGUAUGUAAACAUGUGUACGUGAAAUUUGACUGCAAAUAAAUGCGAGAUCUAUGGUACUAUCAACCCGUCGGACCUGACCGUCAACAUGGCCGACGUCGGCGCGAGGCAACUCUCUGACGUAAUUCACGAGCCUCGCAGUGUGACGUCAGAUAUUGAGGCUUUACGCAGCAUUGAUGUUAGCCUGAUGUACAUCUGACGCCUACAUAUUGAGGCUCGUGAAUUAAGCCAGAGCCUAUACACAUUCCCGGUCCAUGAUCACUUUUUGGCCUCGCAUUCUUUUCACAAUAUUUCGCAAUCAAACGCUACGUCCAAGUAAUAUAAAUCAAAUGAAUGAGUGUUGCAUGCAGACGGCCGAGAGUGCAUGCAGCUAUCCAAUGAGAUCAUUGAAUCCAAUAAUAUCACUGGUUAUGUAAAACCAAUACAAGUUUUCAUUCUCGCGGAUUAAAGACACGAUACUAGUUUUCAUUGAUUUCCACCGUUGUACCACAUCGGUCGUUUUUACAAACAGCUUCCCACGAUCAACCAAAGAAACCACAGCCCAUGCCACUUUUGUUUACCAUUUAGUACGGACAAUAAAGUUUUACAUAUUGUACAUAAUUUUGAUUUGAUUUUGGUAGAAGGGAAAUAAUAAAGUUAUAA
Asterias rubens (European starfish) is the source of this 2293-nucleotide messenger RNA. RefSeq names its product A disintegrin and metalloproteinase with thrombospondin motifs 18-like. The transcript has 10 exons. The record is from RefSeq and is a predicted model, not a curated record. Gene Ontology annotation, biological process: proteolysis. NCBI's taxonomy places the organism in Eukaryota, Metazoa, Echinodermata, Asteroidea, Forcipulatida, Asteriidae. The coding region runs from base 1 to 1269 and encodes 422 amino acids. Gene Ontology annotation, molecular function: metalloendopeptidase activity.